GGAGUUUGACGUGGAGGGCGUGGCUGACCCUCGGCUGGAGGUCAAAGGUCAGAGGGCGGAGCCAGUGUGGAGCUCUCAGCUGAGUCCUGACUCGGCGUGCUUCGAGGGCUCGGCAGGAAGUCUGGAGCAGCCGCACGACGCCGCAGACACAGACUCUCUGAGUCAGGGCAGCUCCGUGGGCAGUCUGGGUCUGGAGGACGACGACGACGACGCCAACUCUCUGAAGAACCACUUUGAGACGCUGACAGACGAGAAGUUUGACACUGACCUGAGGCUGCUGCAGCCCCCGGAGGAGGCGGAGGAGGAGAAACACUACCUGAACCCUCGACUCAGCAUCUCCACGCGCUUCCUGUCGCGCUUCCAGGACAGAAUCAGGGCGUGGCCGAGCAGAGCUCCGCCUCCUGUCUCCAUGCCAACCAGGAUCUCGGAGGAGAGCAGCGUCAGCAACGUAUCGGUGAGCUCUGGCGUCGAGGUUUCCUCCACCGACUCCACGCCGAAGGACGACAGCAGCAGCAGCGUUGACAUCACGUCCAGGACUCCCAGCAGCGUGGCGUCUGCAGCCCAGCAGGGGGCGCCACGGCUCGGAUACCUUGGGACCACGGCCAGCUCCAGGGCCAAACUGAGCCAGGACGCCCCCCCCUCUGGCCCCGAGGAGGAGGAGAAGGAGAACCUGGCAGACCUGCAGCCUGCUGCCCCCCAGCAGGAACUCACCGCCAGAAUCAGACACGUUUUUGGGAGUUGACCCCCCGACAUCUUCCUCCUCUCCGCUGUCGGACCCUCACACAGUUUCAGGUUCAGGUGACG
Messenger RNA from Perca fluviatilis (European perch), 804 nucleotides. RefSeq names its product WD repeat domain 62 (gene wdr62). Gene Ontology annotation, molecular function: protein binding. Gene Ontology annotation, biological process: regulation of mitotic cell cycle; mitotic spindle organization; neurogenesis. Gene Ontology annotation, cellular component: mitotic spindle. The record is from RefSeq and is a predicted model, not a curated record. Lineage: Eukaryota; Metazoa; Chordata; Actinopteri; Perciformes; Percidae.